AUGGUGCUCCGCUUCAUUCUCCAGCACGUGGACUCUGCAGGAACAUAUGCCAGGAUCCUGUUUGUGAAUUUCAGCUCCGCCUUCAACACCAUCAUCCCAGAUCUACUGCAGACAAGCAGUCCGAGCUGCGCGUACCUGACUCCACCUGCAGUGGAGAUGGAUGUGAACUUCAGAAAGAACACACCCCCAUCUGCCCCAUCACCCUGUGUGGCUCCCCACUCGACACUGGAAUCCUUCCGCUUCCUGGGCACCAUCAUCACCAGGACCUCAGAUCUCUCCAAUCCCGAUGGUUUAAUCUUUAAAUCCAUCACCGAGAACUCGGUGGAGGUCCAGUGGCGGCCCUUCUACUACGCCUUCGACGGGUGGGAGAUCAGCUUCAUUCCCAAGGACAAUGAUGGAGGGAUGACAGCACAGCUACCCAGCACCAUCACAUCCUUCCUGCAGACUGGUCUGAGACCAGGAGAGGAGUACACGGUUAACCUGGUGGCUCUCAGAGACCAGGGUCGAAGCCAGCCAGUCACCGCUACAGUCACCACACUGAUUGAUGGCCCCACCCAGCUGGUUGUCAGGGAUGUGUCGGACACGGUGGCCUUUGUGGAGUGGACCCCUCCAAAGGCCAAGAUUGACCAAAUAGUUUUGCGGUAUGGCCUGGUAGGAGAAGGGCCCCGGACCACCUUCCGCCUGCAGCCCACACUAAGCCAGUAUUCACUGCAAGUCCUCAGGCCUGGCUCCCGUUACGAGGUGUCUGUGAGUGGUGUCAGAAAAGGCAACGAAAGUGGAUCCAUCUCCACAGAGUUCACUACCGAGAUCGAUGCGCCAAAGAACCCGCGGCUGGUGUCCAAGACCUCCACCACACUGGAGCUCGAAUGGGAAAACAGUGAAGCUGAGGUGGAUGGCUACGAGGUGGUGUACAGCACCCUAGCGGGAGACCAAUAUGAUAAAGUAAUUGUGCCGCGGAACGAGGGAGCCACUACUAAGACCACUCUCACAGACCUCCUGCCAGGAACAGAAUAUGGUAUUGGCAUCUCUGCAAUGAAAGGCACCAAUCAGAGUACACCGGCGACAAUGAAUGCCCGAACGGGCCUUGAUGUGCCCUUGGAUCUGACCGUGACUGCUUCUACGGACAACACUAUUACCCUGGUGUGGGGUGAGGUCCAGGGCCCAAUAGACCACUACAAAGUUACCUACACCUCCUCCUCUGGUGUCACCACUGAGCUGACGGUGCCGAAGGAUGUCACCACCACCACUCUGACAGAACUGGAGCCUGGGACGGAGUACACCAUCACUGUAGCAGCGAGGAGAGGAAGACAGCAGAGCUCUGCAGCCACCAUAGACGCCUUCACAGGGAUCAGGCCCGUGACCCACCUCUACUUGUCAGAGGUGACUUCAGAGUCUGUGUCCGUGGCGUGGAGUGCCCCAGCACCACCUGCUGACUUCUUCAUCCUCAGCUGCAGCUCUGCAGAUGGAACUGACACCUCCAAGGUGACCUUGGAUGGCUCCAAGACAAGGUCAUUGAUCCAGGGGCUACUACCAUCCACUCACUACACUGUCAGUCUAAUCACGAUACAAGGGGACAUUACUUCUGAGCCUAUUACUGCAUCGCUGACGACAGCCGUCGACCCUCCGAAGGAUCUGACAGCAUCCUACGUGACAGAGGACUCAGCCAUCAUCUCCUGGGUCAGACCGCUGGCUCCAAUUGAUUACUACAAGAUGUCAUACAAGUCAGCCAGAGGGCGAGUAGACAGUUUGGUGAUUGACAGCGAUGUGACCAACUUUACCUUGUCCAGUCUGUUUCCUGCCACUGAAUAUGAGGUCAGCCUCAACGCCGUCAGUGGCAGCCAGGAGAGCAAAGUGGUCAGCACGUCUGUCUUCACAGCCAUGGACAUGCCGGCCGAGUUGACGGCUCUCAACAUUACUCCACAAGGAGCCUUGCUGAAGUGGAACCCCCCUCUGUCCAGCGUCGAUAACUAUGUGCUUACCCUCACACACAACCAGGUGACCGCUGAUACUUUCCUGGUGGAGGGCAACAAGCAAGAGCACCAGCUGUCAAACCUGAAGCCAAGCACCACUUACUCUGUAGCCCUGUAUGCCACGAAAGGACCGCUCACCAGUGGCACUGUUAUUGCCAACUUCCAAACACCCAUGGACGCACCUCUGAACCUGACAGCCAGUGAGGUAAACCACCGCAGCGCCCUCAUCUCCUGGCAACCGCCCAUGGCAGACAUCGACAACUACAUGCUGACCUACAAGUCAGCCGACGGCAGCCGCAAAGAGCUGAUUCUGGAUGCAGAAGACACAUGGAUUCGCCUGGAGGGACUGGCUGAAACUACCGAGUACACCGUCCGGCUCCAGGCCGCCAGGGGACUGGAUACCAGUGCUAUAGUCUCCACUACCUUCAUCACAGGGAGUCGUCUGUUUGCCACGCCUCAGAACUGCGCUCAGCACCUGCUGAAUGGCGAGACGCUGAGUGGCGUCUAUACUAUUUACAUCAACAGAGAUCCCAGCCAGGGCGUGCAGGUGUACUGCGACAUGACAACUGAUGAGGGAGGAUGGAUUGUGUUUCAGCGUCGUCAGAAUGGCUUGACAGACUUCUCCAGGAAGUGGAGUGACUACCGGGUUGGCUUUGGGAACUUAGAGGAUGAAUUCUGGCUUGGCCUCGACAACAUCCAGAAGAUUGCUGCUCAGGGCCGUUAUGAGCUGCGGAUUGACAUGAGGGAUGGACAGGAGUCGGUCUAUGCCAACUAUGACAAAUUCUCUAUUGGAGAUGCCCGGAACCUCUACAAGCUCAGGAUAGGAGAAUACAACGGCACUGCUGGUGAUUCUCUGAGCUACCAUCAGGGCCGGCCCUUCUCCACCAAAGACAGAGACAACGACAUCGCUGUCACUAACUGUGCCUUGUCUUACAAAGGAGCCUGGUGGUACAAGAACUGCCACCGGGCAAACCUCAACGGAAAAUAUGGCGAGUCCAGACACAGUCAGGGGAUCAACUGGUACCACUGGAAAGGCCACGAGUUCUCCAUUCCCUUCGUGGAGAUGAAGAUGAGGCCAUUCAACUACCGCAGCAUCAGCGGCAAGAGGAGAAGGUCAACCCCCGCAUAA
Molecule: messenger RNA, 3099 nt
Organism: Lampris incognitus (smalleye Pacific opah)
Lineage: Eukaryota; Metazoa; Chordata; Actinopteri; Lampriformes; Lampridae
Gene: tnr
Product: tenascin R (restrictin, janusin)
Exons: 23
Coding region: 1-3099 (1032 amino acids)
Molecular function (GO): protein binding
Source: RefSeq, a predicted model, not a curated record